ACUGCCUCUCUUUUUCCCUCUCUUUCAAUCUUAUUCUCGAGGGACGAGGAAGAAGAAUGGAGGCGAUAGCAAAGCACGAUUUCACGGCGACGGCCGAGGAUGAGCUUAGUUUUCGUAGAAGCCAAAUCCUAAAGAUCUUAAAUAUGGAAGAUGACAUGAAUUGGUACAGAGCUGAAUUAGACUCCAGAGAAGGACUCAUUCCAAGUAAUUACAUAGAGAUGAAAAAUCAUGACUGGUACUAUGGAAGGAUAACCAGAGCAGAUGCAGAAAGAUUACUAAUGAACAAACAUGAAGGCGCCUUUCUUAUUAGAAUCAGUGAAAGUUCUCCUGGUGAUUUCUCCUUGUCUGUAAAAUGUUCAGAUGGUGUUCAACAUUUCAAAGUAUUAAGAGAUGCUCAAGGUAAAUUCUUCCUCUGGGUGGUCAAGUUUAACAGUCUUAAUGAAUUAGUGGAAUAUCAUCGUACAGCAUCAGUAUCUCGUUCACAAGAUGUUAAAUUAAGGGAUAUGGUGCCAGAAGAAUGUUUAGUCCAAGCAUUAUAUGACUUUCAACCUCAAGAACCUGGUGAACUUGAAUUCAAACGAGGUGAUGUAAUAACUGUUACUGAUCGUACAGACCAACACUGGUGGCAUGGAGAAAUUGGUAACAGACGAGGCCUGUUUCCUUCUACAUAUGUUACUCCAUAUCACUCCUAGGCCUCAUGUUGUGCACACAGAGGCCAAAGGCAUCGGCCGCAUUAUCCCACCACUAUCACGUACAGGAUCAGACUUACUGCAGAACUAAUCAACAACAUUUUGCAAACUCCGCCUAUUGAAUGGGCUACCAGGAUGUAUUGGUGGUCUAGACGUAGAGUUGUUUGAAUGGACUCGAUAUUAUCGCUAAUACUUUUUAUUGGUCUCACUGAAAAACAUUCUCAGUGUUUAGUAAUUUAUAUAAACAAAUGUAGAGUUCCUGAUAUAGCAUAUAACAGGGUAGCAUGUCUUUUUUGUUAUUGGGUUUAUAAAGAAAAUUUUUCACUGGGACUGAUACUACUAGCCAACGUUUCCGAUAGACAAUUGUGUUAUACAAUAGGCACCUGGUUUGGUUAUCUUAAAUUUCAUUUUUGUGAAUACUCUAGUAGAAAAUAGAUGUGGAAGUAAAUUUACAGUAUUUAUAUAUGACAAAUGAAAUUUCAAAUGGUGUUUCGUAUAUCUUGGUAGUCCAUUGAUGGAGUAUGUGUAUGAAAAUAUAUAACAUUAACUAUAUACAUCAGUGAUGACAAAUAUUGGUCGUAUUAAAGAGGAAAAUGCCUAUUGUUUCGAAAGACAGGUUUAUAAGCGGGCUGGCUGGUAUAAACAUUGUAUUUUUUAAUACGAAUUUGUUGUUCGAGAAACGGGGACCUUGGUGAUAAAGAGCCUAAGUAAGCUAUCCAUAUACGAGAUACGAGAACUUUAUAUAGAUAUAGCAUUAAAACGCGUCGCCAUUUGGCAUAAAAUGCACACCAUUUUGCCUCUAUGUUGUGAAUAUUUUUACAAAUGUUUGGGGAAGAGAGUAUUCUUCCAGCGGUUAAGAUACAUCUGAUAUCAUGACAUCAGAUAUACUUGCUGUGUAUCAUAUAUAGACUUGUAUUAUUCAGACUGUAUGUGGAAUAAUCAUUCUUGCAUCUCUCGAAGUAAAUUUUCUGAAGUAUUAGCAAAAGAAUAGCAGCGGCUAAAAUUAGCUGUUUUGCCUUUUAAUUUUUUCCAAUCAAAUGCAAAUGAUUGGGAAAUUUGAUUUUUACCGUUGUCAACUAUGCUAUAAAACGUAGUUUCUUCGGAUAUUGUGUUUUCUCUUUUGGAGAUUUUAUGAUGAAGAAAAGGGGACGAGAACACAAGUUUUUUUACACAAACGUCGUACAUACGUAUUCAUAUUGAGACUCAAACACAACGACUGAUUUAUCCUUUGUAAUUUAAGAAAUAUUAGCAAUGGAAAGAACGUAGAGAAUUAGAAUAAAUGUAUAAAUUUUUGCAUGAGAAAUUCAUUUGAUUCCACAUUAUUUACUGUCUUCGCAACGAAAAUUUAUGUUCCGUAAUGCAUUUCACUGAUAUGCCAAAAAGCGAUAUACGUAUAUACGAUUAAUAUAAAAUCCGCCGUGCGAGAUAGACUUGACUUUUGAGCGAAUGGUAUGUAUAACGUUUUUGUUUCAAAAUCUAUUAAUUUUAAAAGAGUGAAAGUUCGUGUAUAUUUUUUAAAUACUUCUUUUUAUCUAAUUAUUUCGACAAUCUUGCUUUCUUAUUUCCGUGUAAACAAUAAAGAUCUGUAGUCUUAUUGUGUAAUUAUUAUUAUUCGUUAUGUUUACAUUUUAUUGAUAACAAUAUAUUAUAUUAAUUACU
Bombus pyrosoma is the source of this 2348-nucleotide messenger RNA. RefSeq names its product growth factor receptor-bound protein 2 (gene drk). Gene Ontology annotation, molecular function: protein binding. The record is from RefSeq and is a predicted model, not a curated record. NCBI's taxonomy places the organism in Eukaryota, Metazoa, Arthropoda, Insecta, Hymenoptera, Apidae. The transcript has 6 exons. The coding region runs from base 57 to 692 and encodes 211 amino acids.